AAAUCUUGGCAGGAAGAUUAACAGGCGAAAACAAUCAAUCAAUUUCAGGGGGCACGAACUCACAACGACCAACAAGGGGGAAUUUGUUCAUUGAUCGAGAUUCAAAAAAUCGCAAGAAUUUUACAGUUAAAGUUGUGAUUUUGAGGAUCAAUUGAAGAUGGGAGGCCAUGGAGGCCUGAACAUUCUUCCCCAGAAGCGCUGGAACGUCUACAACUACGAGAACAGAGAGAAAGUUCGCCGAGAUGAAGAAGCCGCCGCCAAAGAAGAGCAGCUCAAGCGCGAGCAGGCUCGCAAGCGGGACGCAGAGUCCCGUCUCGAACAGCUCCGAGCAUCUCGCGGCUUGGCUCCGGUGAAGAGAGCCGACGCCACGUCGCCUGGCAACGAGUCCGAACCGAAAUCGGGCCACAUUAACCUCUUUGAAGGAAUUAAGAUUUUUGAUCCAUUGGAGAAGGAGGGAGGUGAUGAAAAAAAUGGCCCCAAGAAGAAGAAGAUGAGGAAAGAGGACGCUGCAACGAAGGUUGUGAAUGCGGAAGAUGAGAAGUAUAGAUUAGGAUAUGGUGUUGCUGGGAAGGGAGUUAAGUUGCCUUGGUAUCUUGAGAGAAGAAGCGGAGAUGCAAAUGCAAAUGCGAAUGUGAAUGCUGAGGGUGAGGAUAGUAAUGGGUCGUCGAGAGUGACGAAGGAGGUGGGCAAGAAGAGCGGGAAGAAGACGGUGGAGGAGUUGAGAGAAGAGCGGCUUAAAAGAGAGAGGCGGGAGAAGGAGAAGGAACGUGCUUUGUUGAUGGAGAAGAGCAGAAGAGAUGGAGGCUUUUCCAGGGAGAGAAAGCAUUCAAGGAGGGUGUGACCGAGGGCCGAGGCAACGAAAUGAGGUCUCUAGAUUUUUUUUAUUGCUUAUUUCGAAUUUCGCCUUGUUUACUUCAGAAAUCCCAAGUCUUGUCUUUGAGUUUCAAUUACAUGGAAAGAAUUCUCUUCAUAUUUUGGUGAAGUUGGCAGAGUAAUGUAGAUAUGCCUAAAGUUGAACCAUGAGUAGUUCUGGUGAUAGCUGGUUGAGGAGAAAAGCAGUCCCUCGUUUAUGAACGAGUUUAAUGCUGAUGAAUUUGUUUCAUUGCCCUUGCUAAUAUUUUGGCCUGUAGUUGUUACAGGAUUAUCCUGUUCUAUUGAAUUUCUGUUGUAUUUUGAAAUUUGACCACGCUUUUCUAGAGCAAAUGUCGAAUUGAUGGAUCUUAUGCAUCCAGAUCCUCUGUUGUAUGUGUCUGCGUAGCGAAGCAAUUCUUGUUCUGUAACCAGUCGGUGGCUCGGUUAUCAAAUAAUUUGCGGAACGAAUCUAUAUUGGUUGGUCAGCGUA
Molecule: messenger RNA, 1342 nt
Organism: Morus notabilis
Lineage: Eukaryota; Viridiplantae; Streptophyta; Magnoliopsida; Rosales; Moraceae
Product: leukocyte receptor cluster member 1 homolog
Exons: 3
Coding region: 158-841 (227 amino acids)
Source: RefSeq, a predicted model, not a curated record